UGAACUACGUCAUGUGAUCGCCAAAACAAAAUGGCGGGUAGAAACAUAAGUUACACGAAGCAAGCGACCCCUGCUUUUAUACAACAAUUCAAAGAAAGGGUAGGCUACAAAGAGCCGGAUAACGUGGACAGCAAGCGCGCCGAGGCUGAGAAAAGUCAGAAAGAAGACGAAGUUGACCGGGAAGGCGAGCAACCAGUGGUAGUACUUGGGAAAAACGUUAGCGAGGCGGAGGCAGAAAGCUUUCUAGCGAGUCAACUGGAGAAUGAAAGCCAAGAUAAUCAAGAUGAGGAGGAAGAAGAUAAGAAAAAUGAAGUAGAAGGAAAAUUCGUUUUCAAGAAACCAAAAAAGAGAAAAUCAGAGAAAAGCAAAUUAAAAGAGGAUGAAAAGGACAAAGCUAAACGUAAGAAGUCAAGUAGUAUGAAGAAAGUGAAAAACACUAAACUGUUGUCUUUUGGGGAUGAUGAAGAUGAUGUAGACUAAAGUUGCACCACAGGUAGUCAAGGAAUGAUACACAGGUAGCUCACGCACCUAUCAAGGCAUGCGUUUAGGACCUUACCAUGGCUAUAUUCCUUCUAAUUUUUACUGAGAGCCCAGUUCUAGUAAGUCUCGUGCACAGCCAUCAUUAGUGUCCAUCUGAAAGGAAUUUUAUCCUGACACUAAUAACGGCUGGAGUAUGACUCCCGGGCAUUCUAGCCUGCAUAGCUGGCAAUUAAUAUGAGUUUUACCGGGUGCCCCUCACACUAGCCCCAGCUCUCUCGCUUGGCCUUUCAAAAAGCUAACAAAGCAAACUAUGAAUCAGUAACGAAUAUUCACCGAUAGAAAAUUGCUUUGAAACUUGACAUAACCGCCAGCAACGAAAAGCUACAGGCAUUCCUACUGGGUUUCCUGUUCUUGGAGAUGAACCUUUGGUUUCCUGUGACGUCACAACUCUUACCAACCACAGGUAGCCCACAAGAAACCCAGGCUACAACUCCAAGGACAAAGCUGGCUUAUAUAUAAACAUGGAGUGGGGGGUGGGGGUCCAGAUGCAUCAUUCUUCUGCUUCACAUUUAGUACCCUUCAAACACAUGGUAAUAAAUUCACACCACUUACCCCCUCCCCCCUCCAAAAAAAAUAAGAUCAAGUAAAUAUAUGUUGGGCACCCUGUGGAGUGAAAAGGCGGCUAUCUCUACUCCCCAGCCAUUGGGGAAUCAAUAAAAAAAUACUUAUCGCAA
This is a messenger RNA of Nematostella vectensis (starlet sea anemone), 1214 nucleotides long. RefSeq lists its product as uncharacterized. The transcript is spliced from 2 exons. The coding region runs from base 31 to 480 and encodes 149 amino acids. The record is from RefSeq and is a predicted model, not a curated record. Lineage: Eukaryota; Metazoa; Cnidaria; Anthozoa; Actiniaria; Edwardsiidae.